Molecule: messenger RNA, 2598 nt
Organism: Cicer arietinum (chickpea)
Lineage: Eukaryota; Viridiplantae; Streptophyta; Magnoliopsida; Fabales; Fabaceae
Product: putative disease resistance protein RGA4
Molecular function (GO): ADP binding
Source: RefSeq, a predicted model, not a curated record
AUUGCUCCAAUUCGAUUUGUACAUGUUUUUAUUUGGUUUCCUUGUUCAAAUAUCGAAGUCAAUAGCAACCUUUUGUGAAAUCUGAGACACUUGCAUCAAACAUGAUGGUAAUCCCAGUAAGUUUAUGCAAAUCAGCUGCUAAGAAAAUUGUUGAAGAACUUAGCACUGUACUUACAAACAAAUAUAAUCUAUACUCUUCUUUCAAACACGAUUUCAUCAAGCUAAAGAAUGACAUGUCAGCGAUUUCAGCAGUUCUUCUAGAUGCAGAAAAGAAGCAGGAAAAUAAUCACUUGGUUGAGGAUUGGUUGAUGAAGCUCCGGGACGCUCUGCACGAUGCAGAAGACUUGUUGGAUGAUAUAAAUGUUGAAUUUUUGAGACAGAAAGUGGAGGCUGAAUUGAAAAUAGUUACUUGGGUAAGAAACUUUUGUAUACUUUCGGAUAUGGAUGAUAGAAUUAAGAAAAUUAUAGUGAGAAUCAAUGAGGUAGCGAAUAUGAUAAGUAGUCUUCAUUUGCGGGAACUUGAUCAAUAUCAAGUGAAUGCUAGUAAUAGACAAAGGGUGAUGAAUUCAAUAUCAUAUAUGAGAUGUUGCAGAGAGGUUGUUGGAAGAGAAGAAGAUGAGAAAAAAGUGAUUGAAAGGUUAUUAGAAAAAAGUGAUAGUUUUGUUGUUGUUCCUAUUGUGGGAAUAGGAGGGUUGGGGAAAACAGCACUUGUUAAUUUAAUUUUUGAUGAUGAUAGGAUAAAGGAUGGUUUUGAUUUGAGGAUUUGGGUAGAUGUGUCUGAUGAUUGGAGUAUAGAAAGGAUUUGGGAAAAGAAAGUUGUUAGAGGAUUCGAUCGUUCUUCGGAUAAGAAUGUUAGCGGCGUAGAUUUCUUUUCGUGUCUUAAUGAUUAUGUGAGGGGGAAGAAAUUUUUACUUGUUCUAGACGAUGUUUGGAAUUGUAAUCGCGUAGAAUGGCUUGAUAUGAAGAAAAUGUUGUUAGGAAAUUGUGCAAAAGGGAGUAGAAUUGUAGCGACAACGCGCUAUAAAAGUACUGCAUCAAUUAUGGGUGAAAAUAAGAAUGAAAAUAGUUUGUAUCAACUAGGUGCUUUGGUUGAUGGUGAUUGUAGGUAUUUGUUUGAGAAAUGGGCGUUCGCAGAAGGAGAAAGAGUGCAACAUCCUAAUCUUGUUAAAAUCGGACAAGAGAUAGUGAUGAAAUGUGGUGGUGUGCCUUUAGCAAUACGCAGCGUGGGAGGCUUACUAUCUGGAACUAAAGAAGAAUCUUAUUGGAUGUCAGUGAAAAACAGCGAUACUUGGAGUAUGAGUCAUUUGCCUGAAAAGGAAGAUGGUAUAAUGUCGGUUCUCAAGUUAAGUUAUGAUCAAUUACCAUCCCAUUUUAAAGAUUGCUUUGCAUAUUGUUCUUUAUUUCCUAAAGGUUCGACUUAUCUACGUGCGUUGGAUUUGAGCAACAUCGGCUUAACACAUUUUCCAAAUAGCAUUGGCAACAUGAAACAUUUGAGGUAUCUAAAUCUAAACGGAAACAAUGAACUUCGAAUCCUUCCUGAUUCCAUUUGCAGCCUGCAUUUUCUACAAACUUUGAAGCUAUCAGGAUGCAGAAGAAUUAGCACCUUCCCAAAGAACUUCAGUCACUUAGUUUCUCUUAGAUAUUUGGUGAUAACCUCUCCAAACAUUUUGGAGAAACAACUUGGUACUUUAACAUCUCUUCGGUCGUUAACGAUCGAAUGUAGAAACCUUGUGUCUUUGACAGAAGUAAUUCAGAACCUCACUUCCCUUCGUACGUUGCGAAUCCACAACUGUGCUAAAUUAAAUUCACUGCCAAGUAGUUUGAAAAACUGCACUGCCCUUGAGAAUUUGGAAGUUGUAAACUGUCCUAUGAUUGAAUCAUUGGAUGUGUGUAUGCAAGGUCUUUCGAGUCUUCGUUCGUUAACUAUCAAAGGUUUAAGCAAACUAAGAACUCUACCAAUCAAGCCUGAAUGCUAUGCAAGUAGUCUUCAAUAUCUGUUCGUUAUAGACUGCAUUUGUCUUAUGAUACUACCUGAUUGUGUGAGGACUCUUUCGUCACUUAUGCGUCUACACAUUCGAUAUUGUCCCAACCUUUUUGACUUACCAUGUGGGUUUGGACAACUUACUUCUUUACAAGUUCUGCAAAUUGAUGGUUGUCCUGUUUUAAGCACAAGAUGCAGAAGGAUUGUUGGCGAGGAUUGGGAAAAGAUAGCUCAUGUACACGAAAUAUAUGUUGACAAUGUCAGAAUCUAGCUCACCUGCACUAAAGUCUUCUUGCAAUUUGGGCCCUGAAAUUAUUGUGUGGGUUGAGUCUUUUCUUGCAGCCUCAGCAUGCCAUGAAUGCCUCUCCUAGCUGCUGUGAUUAGCAUUUGCUGCUAUUGUGGCCCUUGUGAUUGCUACUUAUGCUAAGGCUGAAAAAGAACCUGUCAAAUUAUUGUGUGCUAAUUUCUCAAAGAGAAAAGUUCUGUAUGAAUCUCUAUUAAUGUUACAACUAAAUGUAUUUAUAUAUUCAUAUCUCAAAUCUAAGUACUUACAAUUCAUUGAUGUUUGUAAAGUUAUUGAGCAAUUUUAGUUACAAACUUUAAUGGCACAAAUGAGA